GCACCUGUACUAGAAUUUGACUAUCUCAUCUGUGGAGACUGUGGCAAAGAAUUCAUGGAUUCCUACCUUAUGCAGCACUUUGAUUGGGCAACAUGUGAUAAUUGCAGAGACGCUGAAGAUAAACAUAAGCUUAUAACAAGGACAGAAGCAAAAGAAGAGUAUCUUCUUAAAGACUGUGACUUAGACAAGAGGGAACCAGUGCUCAGAUUCAUUGUGAAGAAAAACCCUCAUAAUUCGCGGUGGGGUGACAUGAAACUUUAUUUAAAACUACAGGUAAUCAAGCGUUCCCUUGAAGUCUGGGGUAGUGAAGAAUCAUUGCAGGAAGCAAAGGAACUCCGCCGUGACAGCAGAGAGAAGAUGAAACAGAAGAAAUUUGAUAAGAAAGUUAAAGAACUCCGCCGCGCUGUGAGGAGUAGUCUGUGGAAGAAAGGAGCUAGUAUCCAUGAACAUGAGUAUGGACCAGAAGAAAACAUUGAUGAAGAUACAUAUAAAAAGACUUGUACUGUAUGCGGCCAUGAAUUAACUUAUGAGAAGAUGUAGUGUUAAUCGUCUUUUUUUUUUUUUUUUUAAUUUCAUUAUCUUUUUAAUGGUAUUUUGUAUUAAAGUCAAAUAAAUGCGCAUUAUGAACAAGCUGUUGCCAAA
Nipponia nippon (crested ibis) is the source of this 642-nucleotide messenger RNA. NCBI's taxonomy places the organism in Eukaryota, Metazoa, Chordata, Aves, Pelecaniformes, Threskiornithidae. The record is from RefSeq and is a predicted model, not a curated record.